GAAGUUCUUUAAAAGACCGCACGUGGGCAGCAGAAGCAUUUGCUGCCGAUGCGCAGCAACAGAAAAAAUACGAAGAAGACGAGGGGUAGUCAGGUAUAUUUAUGUCGAACCGGAAGUCAAAACUUUUGUUGUACUCUCAAGAGUUCUUAGGACUGGGGCACUUUGUGAUGACGAAGUCAGACCGGUGAAGUGUGAAACUUAGAACAGUGAGUGACUUUUGUUCGCUGUGUCUCUUUGUAUUUAACGGUUUAUUUUAUCUUUAAACGUUUCUUCUUUAAGCUGAUUCAGGAUCCGUCUUGAGCAACUGACAUGUUGACGUGAGGUGAUUUACAUGUGCUAUCAUUGUGUCAAUUUUGACCUUUUCACUCCCCAACGUAUGUUUUUUUGUAUUAUGUAAUAAUUUUUUGUAAUUUGUAAUAUGUUUGUGUUACUGAUGUGAAAUGAGAAUUGUAAAAAUUGAAAAGAAUAGUGUUUAUUUUGGCGUGGAGCAGGAUGUCCUCCUCCUCCUCCUGUUUGUUUUGUGUGGCGGCCAUGUUACACUGCAAGUGCAGAAGUAGAUUAGAAAGUUAACAAGGUAUGUGUGUUUUUACCAGAGAUUGUAUUGUAUUUGUGCUUUGGACCUUUGACACCCUUCUGCAGGUCAUGGAUUCAGAAAGCAGACAAUUGUUGGCGUGUAACUAUGGCGACACAACAGCACAUACCUGGCAGCGGGAUGUACCGCUGGCCUGCUCUGCCCUGGACGACAGUGAAACAGAACAUGUCCUCCAGCCUGUCAACCCAAACCACGUGUUUGGUGACGGCUCGCCCUCAGAGAGCGACAGCGGCAUUUGUGAGGAUCCUGUGGUCCAGAGUCCCAUUACCAUGGUGAUGCUGAACCCACCCUCCGUCUACCAGGUGGUGUACGACCUGAACGGACCGGGAAGCAUGAAGCCAGGACAAGCGAGCGCAGACAUCAUCUCCAUAGAGCUGGACCAGUGGAGCUCUCAGGCCCUCCUGUCUGACGCAUGCGUCAUUGGUGAGAUGCCGCCGGUCUCUGGCGACAAUGCUCCAACUCCUGUGGACUUGUCGAGUUGGGAGCUGCAGCUGACCGAAGAGGAGCAAAAGUUGCUGAGCGAGGAGGGCGUAUCCCUUCCCAAUCAGCUUCCGCUCACUAAGGCCGAGGAGCGAAUCCUGAAAAAAGUUCGCAGGAAAAUUCGCAAUAAGCAGUCAGCGCAGGACAGCCGCCGCCGCAGGAAGGAGUACAUCGAUGGCCUGGAGAACAGAGCAGCAGUGUGCACAGCUCAGAACAAGGAACUGCAGAAGAAGGCGGAACAGUUGGAGAAACACAACAUAUCUCUGCUGAGUCAGCUGCGCCAUCUUCAGUCUCUGAUUAAACAAACCGCUAGCAAGGCAGCGCAGACCAGCACCUGCCUACUGAUAAUCUUUGUGUCGCUAAGUUUGAUACUCCUGCCAAGUUUGAGUCCAAUCAGUCGCCGCUCGUCUUUAGAUGAUGACUAUCGGCCUUCUGGAGUCCUUUCAAGAAACAUCCUCACUGACUUUGCCUCCUCGCCGCACAAGCCCAGCGAGUCGGUCCAUCCAGAUUCAUCUGCUCUGUUUAACCCAGGCCAACCAGAAGCGGAGGUCAAAGAACCUGGACAGAAUCUUGAAGAUGUGGGCUUGCAGCAUGUCCAAUCUGGAAACGGUUCCAUCGAGACUCCAAGUCAGCAUAAUGCCAAGUUGCCGCACACGGAUGAGAUGUAGUAACUUGGCCCAUGCCAACCGGAGUUACUGAUGGAACAUGGGGCUCCUCCAUCAAUGAACUGACCUAGAGUCCACCUACAAGAUGGCAGUGAGCCACUGUCUUUUGCAGUUUUUCUAACUUUGUGUUCCUUCAAAGCGUUAGACCCCGCCCAUUGACCUCUCACAUCAGUCUCUUUAAAUGCGAACGUUUAUUUACAAGUUUACAACACUACAUGAAGCUUGACGCUUGACACAGUCAGACAGUAUGACAACAUAACAUUUUAACAGAUGACAUGGAAACAACAUAAAAACAACAACAUGGAGGUAACUGUAAUAGUUUAUUUAUAACAUGCAUAACCAUUCACAUAGCAGAACAUCACAUGUACACUUACACAAUUCAACAUUUCUUAAAGGGGUAGGAAGAGGCGGAACAUUUAAUCCUACCAUUUCUCUUUCAGCAAUUACUGACAGUUUGUGUUUUAACAUGUGCCAGUUUACCAAUUUUUAAAUAGUGAAUGAAAAGGAUGAAUAUGGUGGUACAGUUGUUUGAGCUUGUAGAUAGCUUUUACAGAUGGAAGUGGGUGCAAGCUGCUGUCAGAUGGUCAAUGAUGCUGUUCUAAAAGUCUGGUGCAGCCACGCAACCCGGCCGGAUGCUGGCCAUGAUGGGAACCAGUUAGUCUUGCUGUUGUUGACCCUGGCACAGCUUGAGCUGUGCAUCACACAGUCUCAUGAAGAGAACGAGGGCUCAGAGGAUUUAGCUUUGACAACGUGACCUUGAGGUUGAUGAAGGCAAUGAACAGGUGGCGGACCCUGCGGGUCUCCCUGAACUUAUUGGUAAGGAACCUGAGAGCUGAGAUGUGGUUGCUGGUUGAUACGCAUAAAUCCUGCCUGCCGGGGGAAAUGACCUGAUUGCAAGACUGAUAGGGUGGGUUGUUCAGACACAGUCUCAGGUGGGCACAAUUCGGCGACAAGUUGGUAGAAGUGCAAAGCGAGAGGUCAGAGAAAGUGGAGAUGUUGCAUGAGUUGAGACCGAUGACGGUACUGGAGGGAGAAGAAAGAUGUGAUGGAGUGUGCAUUCAAGGAGGGACUGGCACUGAUCAUAGAAGAAGGUGACAGAGCAUCUGCAAUGUUGAAUAUGGCGUAAGUGAUGGUGUGCUGGCAGUAGUUGAAAGUAGUUGAUCAGGGAAUGUUGGACUGAAUGAGGGAGGGCCACCAUGAUCCCACCAUGGCCUCCAGAGAAAGACCUCGUCACCAGGAGUGCACUUACCACUGCAGAACAACAAACCUCAGAGAGAACGGAGAAGUCUCCUGUGGUAGGAGAGCUCCUACGAGAGGAGGGUGGAAGCUCCGUGAUGAGGAUAUUCUUGAUCCUCCUCCGCCCAAAGUCAUUGCCAUCAAGAGUCGCAGCUACUCCGGCCCGUGGAAGACCAAUCAUUUGCCGCUGAGCACAAUGGAGUUGAGGAAACAUCUUUGUUACCAGCACAGGUACCCUGGAUGGACUACCCGCAUAUAGUUUGGCCGGUGGGUUGCCAGUAUUGUACCCUAUGCCUACACAAAGAAUGUGAAAGCUGAGCACUGUGUAUGGACCAGAGUAACUGAGCAACCCAAGCGAGGUCUGGUUCGACUGCCUCACUAAAAGUACUAUGUAGUACACUUGCAGGGGUACCAUUACACAAGACACCCCAUACACCCUGGGGUGUCAAUAAAUAACACAGAAAAAUAGAAUGACUAAAAUUAGAGACAGGACUUUGUGCAUGAAUAAAUAUAGUACAUGUAGUAUUAUAAAUACAUAAUGAGAACAUGAAAAUAAAUGCUAAUACUGAAGUACUGACAACUGGCAUAAUACUGUGUAGUGAAUGACUAGUUAUUAGGGGUGUGGGAGACACACGGGCACAGGUGGGUGUGCGGCCCUACUCCCACCCACUGACACAAAGACUGACAAAAGGGCUCACUCCGUUCAUGCCACUGUUCUAUGGGACAAACUGGACAAGGUGCUGAAACCAAUGCAUAGAGGGCUGGGAAAAAAGACAUAUACAUGCAUUAUCAAGUUUAUUUUUUUCAUUUAUUGUUUGAUUAAUUUGUUCAUUCCCAGGUCUAGUGCCCAAAAUAAAUUUAAGACAUAAAAAAGACAUAAAAAUGUAAAAAUAAGACAUAAUUUAUCUUUUUUUAUCAGGGUAUAUUUUGUACAGUCCAGAUAAAGCUGACAAUAACAAUAAACAAUAAUAAAUGAGACAUUGUAUAAUAAAUGGAUAAACAUGUUCCUGGUCAAACUGGCAUAACAAUGUAUAACAGGUGAUAGUUGUUAACAAUAUGAAAAUAAGCAAAACAAAAAUUCAGAAGAAUAGUUUGUAUCUUUUUAAUAAAUAACAUAAGGAAUAAUGACACGUGG
Messenger RNA from Doryrhamphus excisus (bluestripe pipefish), 4108 nucleotides. The record is from RefSeq and is a predicted model, not a curated record. NCBI's taxonomy places the organism in Eukaryota, Metazoa, Chordata, Actinopteri, Syngnathiformes, Syngnathidae.